AUGGGCUGGGGGAGGCGCGUGGCGCUGCUGGGCGCGCUGGCAGCCUGGGCGCAGCGGCGGCGCGCGGCGGCGGCGGGCGGGCAGCGGGAGCUGGACCUGAAGCUGGUGCAGGUGGUGUUCCGGCACGGGGCGCGCACCCCGCUGCGGCCCGUCCCGGGGGCGCCGCCGGUGGAGUGGCGCCCCGCUCUCCUAGAUAUCCCUGCUCAGACAAAGUUUGAUUACACGGUGACYGACCUCAGCGGAAACCCGCGACCUCCCUCGCCCUACGAUGAGCAAUACAAAAAGACGAUAUUUAAGGGUGGUGCAAUUGCAGGACAGCUGACCACAGUGGGGAUGCAGCAGAUGUUUGCCCUGGGGCAAAGGCUGAGGAGACACUACGUGGAAGAAACCAACUUCCUCUCACCCACAUUUAAGCCUGCCGAGGUCUUUGCUGGAACUUGGAUCUGUUGCCAUCAGUGCUGCAGUUUCAGACCAACUGAGGAGGUUAGCGUUCACCAGCUUCAGCAAAGACUUCCAGGACCUGUCGUCAUCGUCACCGACGAAGCAAGCUCCGAAUUCCUCUACCCCAAUUACCAGAACUGCCAGCGCCUGAAGUGCCUGAGCAGGGAGAAGUUGAAGAACUCUCAGCUACAACCAGGUAUCUCUGAUGACCUGAAAACAAUUAAGGAGCAGAUGGGUAUUGAUGGUGAUAAGUCCAUUGAUUUUUUUAAUCUCCUGGAUAACAUUCUCGCCGAGCAGGUGCACGAUUUGCCAAGCUGCCCGGUGCUGAAGAGCUUCUGGGAGACGGUUGAGCGUCGCUCUGUUGACUCGAUGCUGUUCAUCCUGGAGGAGGGCUCAAGAGAAGUCCUUCAGAUGAGUGUUGGUCUCCUUUUCUAUACCUUACAGAAGAACAUUACGGAAGCAACAGAUCCCUUAUCUCCAGCUGGAGAGGCCAGGAAGCUCAUUCUCUACGCUUCUCAUGACGUUACCCUCAUUCCUCUGCUGGUGGCCCUGGGCACCUUUGAUCACAAGUGGCCGCCUUACGCUGCGGACGUGACCCUGGAGCUGUAUCAGCACCAGCAGUCUAAGGAGUGGUUUGUUCGCCUGUCCUACCACGGGGAGGAACAAGUGGUGAAAGGAUGUAGAGCUGGUCUCUGUCCACUCGAAGAAUUCCUACAAGUUCUUUCACAAUACGCCGUCAGUCCAGAGGAGUACAAUAACCUGUGCUCCCAAGUGGAGCAGAAUCAGCCAAGUGACUCAUAAGUAGUUAUCUUAAAUWAAACUUAUUGUCACAACCUUUGA
Nothoprocta perdicaria is the source of this 1281-nucleotide messenger RNA. RefSeq names its product acid phosphatase 6, lysophosphatidic (gene ACP6). Gene Ontology annotation, biological process: dephosphorylation. The transcript has 11 exons. NCBI's taxonomy places the organism in Eukaryota, Metazoa, Chordata, Aves, Tinamiformes, Tinamidae. The record is from RefSeq and is a predicted model, not a curated record. Gene Ontology annotation, molecular function: phosphatase activity. Bases 1 to 1242 code for a protein of 413 amino acids.